AUGGCGCGACUCGCAACACUACCCUCAGAAAUCGUCCUUCACAUUGCUGAAGCAUGUACCGGGGGCUCCAACCCUAAACGUCCCUUUGGACUUGGGGGGAGUGCCCCUUGGCGCUCAGCGCGCCCCGAAGGAACGACGGCUGGCAAGUAUUAUGGCAGAUCCCACGCGGCGCUGGCCCGCGUCAACCGUCGCUUCCACGAGCUCUUGAACGGGCCGCUGUACAAGCGCAACUUGCUCCACGACCACAGGGAAGCUUCUUGCCUGCUGUUUGCGGCGGAGACGGACCGCGUCGAGACAUUGCAGGUGGCUCUUCGCCAUGGCGCGGACCUGAACAGACCCUGCAGCCAGCCUUCCUCCGAGGAGUUGCAGCCAUUUCACGUCGCUCUCGCCAUGCGCAGUAGCCGUGUCGUCGAGUUGAUGCUGAAGAACGGGGUUGAUGUCCAUCUGCCGUCCAGUCAGUCACCUCCCUGCAAUGAUGCUUGCCGUAGUGCCGGGUGGCCAGUGCGGAACGGCAACUCAGGACGGAGUGUGAUGACACUCAACAAGACUGCGUAUCCUCUAUAUACAGCUGUUGCGUAUGGGUCCAUGGAGGAUGUGGCCCGCCUGAUUGAUCACGGCGCGUACAUGAUUGCCAAGGGAGUAUCUGUUCUCAGGAUCCUGCAUGAUCAAGGACGGCCUGACCUUGUCGAAAAGGUCUCCCAGCGCACCGAUCCAGUAACACUGCGUGCCCGUCUUCACCGCGCCGCCGCCAAUCAUGACAUGGACGUCGUACGAGAAAUUCUCGAGUACAAGAUCCACGCGGGUGACCUAGAUCGCGAGAGACAGAACGUCCUUCACAUGGUAAUCCGGUCCCGGAAAAACGAGAACCUGCCUCUGAUCGAGCUCCUUCUCCAGCGGCCCGAUAUAGACGCUACCAUGCAGGAUAGUGACGGCAAUACACCCAUCUUCGCCGCCGUCAAAAGGCGCCAUAUCAACACAGUCAAACGUCUCAUGCAAGAGCCCGGGGUCCGUCUCACUGGUCGGACACUCGGACACUCGACUGCUUUACAUCUAGCUAUCGAGACACAGGACCCGGUGAUGAUCGAAUACGUUCUCAGUCAGCCACACAUCGACGUCGACGCGGCAGAUCUCCACUCGCGCAAUGCCCUAACUUUCGCCGCUGGAAUGGCCCGUGAAGACAAGGCCUUUGCUACGAUCAACCUCCUAAUCGACAAGGGGGUACUGCUACACAAUUUGCCAAUGCAGGGUGCAGUACUCUUUGGACUCGUAAGCCAACGUCACCUGCGGACAGCCAUGUUUCUUCUUGGAAGAGGCCUGAUCAACAACCCACGGUCCUUGGGACGCUCAUACGGGCAAUUCCAGCUGAUACUCCACACUCUUCUAAGCGAACCUCACGAAUUGCUGAUUGAUGUCCUCAAGGAGCUGAUUGCCCUUCGUGUCGAUGUCAACCAAGUUGAAGGGGAACCAAGGACCUCCAGACGGAACCGUUUUAAGCAAACGCCGCUGUUUGUGGCCGCUACCGGUGUACAGAGCAUGGAGUGCAUGAAGCUCCUGGUUGCCGCCGGCGCCGUCGUGACUGACCCGGAUGUCAACCGCUUGACCAUGCUUCGAAACGUCCUCGGAAUGUUCUGGGGCGGGGAGCCGCCGUCGGACGACCCCGACGUCGAGGCUUACGCGGAGCGAAUCUGCCUCUUGCUUGAAGUCGGCGCGACCUUGGGGCGCAAGACCAAGGAGCCGGAGACCACUACCCUGGGCUAUGCUUGCGAGGCGGCGACGGACGAAUCUUGCCGACUGCUCGCGUUGUUGUUGGACAAUUCGACGGCAGCCAAUGUUGACAAGAGCGUCGUUCGUGCGCUUAUAACACAUUACGAAUCUAAUGAGAAGAAAGAAGAACCCAAGGCAAAGGAAAUUGUUCGUCGACUUCAAGCCUUUGAAGCAAAAUAUUUCCUAAAUAAUGAUCCCACUGCUUAG
Clonostachys byssicola is the source of this 1971-nucleotide messenger RNA. The record is from the annotation of a GenBank genome assembly. Lineage: Eukaryota; Fungi; Ascomycota; Sordariomycetes; Hypocreales; Bionectriaceae.